This is a messenger RNA of Psammomys obesus (fat sand rat), 1405 nucleotides long. It is a transcript of the gene Nr1i3, whose product is annotated as nuclear receptor subfamily 1 group I member 3. Bases 197 to 1273 code for a protein of 358 amino acids. Gene Ontology annotation, molecular function: nuclear receptor activity; RNA polymerase II cis-regulatory region sequence-specific DNA binding; zinc ion binding. Gene Ontology annotation, biological process: positive regulation of transcription by RNA polymerase II; negative regulation of transcription by RNA polymerase II; cell differentiation. NCBI's taxonomy places the organism in Eukaryota, Metazoa, Chordata, Mammalia, Rodentia, Muridae. The transcript is spliced from 9 exons. The record is from RefSeq and is a predicted model, not a curated record.
CUCCUACCUACUUAUGGCAAUGAAAACACCUAGAGGCCACAUGCAAGAGACGUCCCUUGUUUUUCAGGUACUGAGAAUCAUAAUCCCUAAGUCCUGGCAGUUCCUGGGAUCACAAGGAGAGCAGAGUGGAGGCUUGGGGAGGGGCGCCCACACCAGAUUCUGUGGCCUGCGUGCUGCCUAAGAGAAACAGGAGACCAUGACAGCUGCAGUAACACUUGAAACAAUGGCCAGUGGAGAGGAAUAUGAGCCGAGGAACUGUGUGGUGUGUGGAGACCGAGCCACAGGCUAUCAUUUCCAUGCCCUGACUUGUGAGGGCUGCAAAGGCUUCUUCAGACGAACAGUCAGCAAAACCAUUAGUCCCAUGUGUCCAUUUGCUGGAAGCUGUGAGGUCAGCAAGGCUCAGAGACGCCAUUGUCCAGCCUGCCGGUUGCAGAAGUGUCUAAAUGCUGGCAUGAGGAAAGACAUGAUCCUGUCAGCGGAAGCGCUGGCACUGCGGCGAGCCAGGCAGGCACGGCGGAGGGCACAGAAAGCAUCCCUGCAACUGAGUCAGGAGCAGAAGGAGCUGGUCCAGACCCUCCUGGGGGCCCACACUCGCCAUAUGGGUUCCAUAUUUGACCAGUUUGUGAAGUUCAAGCCUCCAGCUUUCCUGUUCCUCCAUCACCGGCCCUUCCUGCCUCUGGUCCCCGUGUUGGCUCUGCUCACACACUUCGCAGAUGUCAGUACUUUCAUGGUGCAGCAGAUUAUCAAGUUCACCAAGGAUCUGCCCCUCUUCCGGUCCCUAUCCAUGGAGGACCAGAUCUCCCUUCUCAAGGGAGCGGCUGUGGAAAUAUUACACAUCUCACUGAACACCGCUUUCUGUCUUCAAACACAGAAUUUCCUCUGUGGACCUCUUUGCUACAAAAUGGAAGACGCAGUUCAUGCAGGGUUCCAGUACGACUUUAUGAAGGUGAUUCUUCGCUUCCAUAUAACACUGAAACGACUACGGCUCCAGGAGCCUGAGUAUGUGCUCAUGGCUGCCCUGGCCCUCUUCUCUCCUGACAGGCCUGGAGUUACCCAGAGGGAAGAGAUCAAUCGGCUACAAGAGGAGAUGGCACUGAUUUUGUACAACCACAUUAUGGAACAACAGUCAAGGCUCCAAAGUCGGUUUCUGUACGCGAAGCUGAUGGGCCUGUUGGCUGAGCUCCGGAGUAUAAACAAUACAUACUCAUACGAAAUACAUCGCAUCCAAGGACUGUCUGCUAUGAUGCCGCUGCUUGGGGAAAUCUACAGCUGAGGCCCUGGCUCAAAUUCUUCCACAGACCCCCUCGGAUACGGAUACACUGGGCUGGAACAGGGAAAUUGCUGGUACCCAAGAUGGGAACCAGCAGAAAGGGCUCAGUGGUGGCAAUGAAACGCUGAACAGCAA